Ipomoea nil (Japanese morning glory) is the source of this 1895-nucleotide messenger RNA. Its product is annotated as L-ascorbate oxidase homolog. Bases 58 to 1734 code for a protein of 558 amino acids. The transcript has a single exon. The record is from RefSeq and is a predicted model, not a curated record. Gene Ontology annotation, molecular function: oxidoreductase activity; copper ion binding. NCBI's taxonomy places the organism in Eukaryota, Viridiplantae, Streptophyta, Magnoliopsida, Solanales, Convolvulaceae.
AAAAAAAAAAAAAAAAAAAAAAAACGCCAAAAAAAUAAAAUAAAAUUCGGGGUAGCCAUGGAUAGAGCUAGCACAAUAAUGCUGGUGGCCUUUCUACUUUGCCUCUCCACCACCGUGAGGGCGGAGGACCCUUAUCUAUUCUACACUUGGAAGGUGACCUAUGGCACCAUUUCACCCAUGGGUGUACCUCAACAAGUCAUUCUCAUCAACGGCCAAUUCCCAGGUCCUAAGAUCAAUUGCACCUCCAACAACAACGUUAUUGUUAACGUUUUCAACGAGCUAGAUGAGCCAUUAUUGUUCACUUGGAGUGGCAUCCAGCAAAGGAAGAAUUCAUGGGUUGAUGGCACUCCCGGGACCAUGUGCCCUAUCCUGCCUGGCACUAACUUUACCUAUAAGUUCCAGGUGAAAGACCAGAUCGGAAGCUAUUUUUAUUUCCCAACCACUAGUCUACAACGUGCCGUGGGCGGCUAUGGCCCAAUCAAUGUCCAUAGCCGUGAACUCAUCCCUGUCCCAUUCGAUAGACCCGCUGAGGAAUUCAAUGUUUUUGUGAGUGAUUGGUAUAAGAAAGGCUACAAGACAUUGAAGAAGAUUCUUGAUAAUGGUCAGACCAUUGCUAGGCCUGAUGGGUUGGUGAUGAAUGGGAAGAAUGGGAAGGUGGGAGAGAAUAAACUUAACCCACUUUUCACCAUGGAACCAAGCAAGACUUAUAGGUAUAGAGUUUGCAAUGUGGGGUUGAGAACUUCGGUUAAUUUUAGAUUCCAAGGACAUUCAAUGACGUUGGUAGAAAUAGAGGGUUCACAUACUGUUCAAAAUGUAUACGAUUCCCUUGAUCUCCACGUUGGGCAGUGCCUAUCGGUUCUUGUGACGGCUAACAAGGAGGCUAAGGACUAUUACUUAGUCGCCACCAGCAGAUUCUUCAAGCAAGAAUUCUCCACCGUAGCUCUUAUCCGCAACGGCAACGGCAACGGGGGUCCCGCGACCCCGGAGCUUCCACCACCCCCGCCGGUAAACACCGAGGGCAUCGCUUGGUCCAUCAACCAAUUCCGCUCCUUCCGGUGGAACCUCACCGCCAGCGCCGCCCGCCCCAACCCGCAAGGCUCAUACCACUACGGCCAAAUCAACAUCACCCGCACCUUCAAGCUCGUUAACUCCAAGACCCAAGCAAACGGAAAGCUCCGAUACGCAAUCAACGGCGUCUCCCACACCGACCCCGACACCCCAUUAAAGCUCGCCGAGUACUUCGAAAUCCCCGGGAAAGUAUUCAAGUACGACAUCAUGGGCGACAACCCUCCCGACAAUCUUGAAAAUCCGGCGACUCUAGCCCCCAAUGUCGUCAACGCCACAUUCCGCAACUUCGUCGAGAUCAUAUUCGAAAACCACGAAAAGACCAUCCAAACCUACCACCUCGACGGCCACUCAUUCUUUGCGGUGGGAAUCGAGCCAGGAAAAUGGAGCCCAGAGAAGAGAAAGAACUACAACUUGGUGGACGCUAUAAGCAGGCACACCAUUCAAGUUUACCCCAACUCCUGGGCGGCUAUCAUGACCACUCUGGAUAAUGCCGGAAUGUGGAACCUAAGAUCGGAAAUGUGGGCAAGAACAUACUUGGGACAACAAAUGUACUUCAGUGUUCUUUCUCCGGAACGUUCGCUGAGGGAUGAACACAAUAUUCCAGAUAACCAGCUUCUCUGUGGCUUGGUCAAGGGCAUGUCUGUGCCUCAUCCGUACACCAUUUAAAGGGCUGGGUUAAUUGGUUAAAAUGCUUUGAAGAAUAUAUAUAUAGUGUUGUAGAGAUGGAGGGGUGGGUGGAAUUCUAGAGCAUGACUCUAGUCUUUUCAAUUUGGCGUUAAUAUGAAUGAAUGAAAUAAAUGGAAAAGAAGAAGGUUUGGUUUCCUUAA